AUGGUGACUAUGGAGAUGCCGCAAGUGAACAUACUUUCCAAAAUCGAUCUCUUCGACGAAGACGCUCCGUUUAAUCUCGACUACUUCACCCACUUACCAGAUGUGAAUCGUCUGCUCGAAUUGUUGAACGAAGUCCCUGGUUUGGAGCGAUAUCAUGGACUCAAUGCCGCUAUUUGCGACGUCAUUACGAGUUUCGACCUAGUCAGCUUUGUGCCUUUGAAUGUGCAAAAGAAGGAAGAUAUGGCUAAGGUAUUACGAUUGGCCGACACAGCCAACGGAUGGGCAUUCCACGAACAAGGGGAUAUAAGAGAAAUGGUAACGAAAUAG
Messenger RNA from Ostertagia ostertagi, 327 nucleotides. The record is from the annotation of a GenBank genome assembly. NCBI's taxonomy places the organism in Eukaryota, Metazoa, Nematoda, Chromadorea, Rhabditida, Trichostrongylidae.